GAACACUUUUUAUCCAAGGUUCUCUUCACUUCACAUGCCUGCUUCAACUCAACCACGCACACUGUACGACAAGGUGUUCGACGAUCACCUUGUUGAUCGACAAGAGGAUGGCACCUGCUUGCUUUAUAUUGACAGACACUUAGUACACGAAGUCACGAGCCCACAAGCCUUUGAGGGUCUUCGCAAUGCUAGCCGCAAAGUGCGUCGCCCAGACUGCACUCUUGCCACCGUUGAUCACAACAUUCCCACCUCUACCCGCAAGAACUUCAAGAACAUUACUACUUUUAUUGAAGAGUCUGAUUCACGCAUUCAGUGUGAGACUUUGGAGUCCAACGUAAAGGACUUUGGCUUGACUUACUUCGGCAUGGACGAUGAUCGUCAAGGUAUCGUUCACGUCAUUGGACCUGAACAAGGUUUUACUCUUCCCGGAACGACUUUGGUUUGCGGUGAUUCUCACACUUCUACCCACGGUGCUUUUGGUGCUUUGGCUUUCGGUAUUGGUACCUCUGAAGUCGAGCAUGUGCUCGCCACACAAACUCUUUUGCAAAAGAAGUCCAAGAACAUGCGUGUCAGAGUGAAUGGUGAGCUCGGUGAAGGAAUUACUAGCAAGGACGUUGUUUUGCACAUUAUUGGUGUUAUUGGUACUGCUGGUGGAACUGGAUGCGUUAUCGAAUUUUGCGGAUCCGCCAUCUCCUCUCUCUCUAUGGAAGCUAGAAUGUCUAUGUGCAACAUGUCCAUUGAAGGUGGUGCUCGUGCUGGAAUGAUUGCUCCUGAUGACAUUACUUUCGACUAUCUUCAAAACCGCCCUCUCAGCCCUAAGGGACAGGAAUGGGAAAAGGCUGUCGCCUAUUGGAAAACUUUGCACUCCGAUGCUGAUGCCAAAUACGAUAUCGAAGUCGAGAUCGAUGCCGCUGAUAUUGCACCCACUGUGACUUGGGGUACCAGCCCUCAGGACGUUGUGCAGAUCACUGGAAAUGUUCCUGAUCCCUCCAAAAUUCAAGAUCCUUCCCGACGCGCCGCCAUGCAGAGAGCUUUGGAAUAUAUCGGUUUGGAGCCUAAUACCAAGAUGGAGGAGGUCAAGGUGGAUAAAGUUUUCAUUGGCAGCUGCACUAAUUCUCGCAUUGAGGAUCUCCGAAGCGCUGCUCAGGUUGUCAAGGGCCGUCACAUCGCUGAGGGUGUUUAUGCUAUGGUUGUCCCCGGUUCCGGUCUUAUUAAGAAGCAAGCUGAAAAGGAAGGGUUGGACAAGAUCUUUACCGAUGCUGGUUUCGACUGGAGAGAGGCUGGUUGCUCUAUGUGUCUUGGUAUGAAUCCUGAUCAACUGAAGCCCAAGGAACGCUGCGCAAGUACCAGCAACCGUAAUUUCGAAGGAAGACAAGGUGCUGGUGGCCGAACUCACUUGAUGAGCCCUGCUAUGGCCGCUGCUGCUGGUGUCACUGGUUAUCUUACUGAUGUUAGAAAACUCGUCCCAUCCCUUUCAACCUCAUCUCCUAGCAAGACUACCAACCCCCAAAUCGAAAACGAGGCUGUCGCUCACAAGCAAGAGGAUAUCCAUGCAGAUGAACAGGCUGAUAUCGUCACUGAUGCUCCUACCAGCAGCUCUAGCGAUCCUACUGUUUUCUCUGGCGAAUCUGCUGGUAUGCCCAAGUUCACAGUCCUCAAGGGUCACGCAGCGCCAUUGGAUAUCGCCAACGUCGAUACUGAUAUGAUUAUUCCCAAGCAAUUCCUCAAGACCAUCAAGCGUACUGGCUUGCGUGAUGCCCUCUUCUACGCCCUUCGAUUCAAUCCUGAGACCAACGCAGAAAACCCCAACUUCGUCCUUAACCAGGAACCUUAUCGCCAGGCUCGUAUCUUGGUUUGCACUGGCCCCAAUUUUGGAUGCGGUAGCUCCCGAGAACACGCUCCGUGGGCAUUGAAUGACUUUGGCAUCAGAUGUAUCAUUGCCACCAGCUAUGCUGAUAUCUUCUUCAACAACUGUUUCAAGAAUGGUAUGCUUCCCAUCGUUUUAGCUCAAGAGGAAGUUAACGCGUUGGCCGACGAUGGUAGAGCUGGAAAGGAGGUUGAAGUUGAUCUUGUAAACCAAGUCAUCAAGCGUCCUGAUGGCACUUCUAUUCCUUUCGAUGUCGAGGCUUUCAGAAAGCACUGCCUGGUCAACGGUUUGGAUGAUAUUGGUCUCACCAUGCAGAAGAACGACAAAAUCGAAUCCUUUGAAGAGAAGCGAACAAGCUUGUGGCCAUGGCUCAAUGGCAAGGGCUACAACGGACAAGCAACACGAGUUGUCCCUGUCGCUGGCGAAAGUGCACCCAAGAAGAAGUUGGAUUGGUAAAUCAUUUUCAAAAGUAGUUUAUAAUGUUGAAGGACUUCUUCCUCUUAAAAUAUAAACCACGUCUUUUUCAAAAGAUCUUUUUUUUUUU
Umbelopsis ramanniana AG is the source of this 2411-nucleotide messenger RNA. RefSeq lists its product as uncharacterized. Gene Ontology annotation, biological process: L-leucine biosynthetic process. Lineage: Eukaryota; Fungi; Mucoromycota; Umbelopsidomycetes; Umbelopsidales; Umbelopsidaceae. Gene Ontology annotation, molecular function: 4 iron, 4 sulfur cluster binding; 3-isopropylmalate dehydratase activity. Bases 35 to 2323 code for a protein of 762 amino acids. Gene Ontology annotation, cellular component: 3-isopropylmalate dehydratase complex. The transcript has a single exon. The record is from RefSeq and is a predicted model, not a curated record.